Molecule: messenger RNA, 7350 nt
Organism: Lethenteron reissneri (Far Eastern brook lamprey)
Lineage: Eukaryota; Metazoa; Chordata; Hyperoartia; Petromyzontiformes; Petromyzontidae
Product: mitoguardin 2-like
Biological process (GO): mitochondrial fusion
Source: RefSeq, a predicted model, not a curated record
CUCCGACACGCUACAUCGCCUCGCCUGCUCUGCCUCGUCUCUCCCCCCACGUCUCCCGCUGCUUCUCUUGCCAGUGCCGAUGCUGCUGCCGCCGCCGCUGCUGCUGCUGCUGUUGCUGCUGCAGCGGGAGACGGUUCCGCGCGAGGCCCUGACCGCUGCCGCCCGGCCCGGCACCGCCCGGCCCGACCCGACCCGACCUUGCCCGCGGGCCCGAUGCCCCGCUCCAGGUCCUGACAUCACCAUGUCGUCUCUCCUGUGAGGCUGCGCGGCAUCGUUUUUCCUCGUCAACUUCGUCGACCUCGUCGACCUCGUCGUCACCAUGGCCGAGUCGACGCUGCACAGCUCGUCCGUGCUGCGAGCCGUGGUGCUCACGGUGGCUGAACUGCCGCUGUUCCUGCACGCAACCUGCUCACAGGUGCGUCUGACCCCGGGCCUCAAGCGGCUGCUGGUGGCCAGCGCGGUGGGCAGCAUGAUGCUGUACCUGGCCGCGCGGCACAUGCGUCGCCGGCGCUGUCGCAAGAAGGGGGGCGCCGUCGACUCCCCCAUCGCCGACGCCGCCCUUAACCCCCUCGCGGCCAUCGCCAGGCUGCCGGCCCCCCGGAAAGGCCGAGCAAGCGGCCUCAGGUCGGCAGGGGCCAUGCCCCCCGCGAGGGGACCGGCUGGAGCCUCCUCCGCCAACGCCGCCAACGCCGCCAACGCCGCCGCUACGACGAGCAGCGCAGGAAGCGUCGCGGGGAGCGACGUGAAGCACUCGACCUCGGUGCAGAGCCUCGCCUCGCUGCAGGCGGAGAGCACCAGCAGGGGCUGCGACUCACGAGCCUCGGCCAGCCGGCCCUCCCAGCUGCGCUCGCGCCACAGCUCGGUGUGCGCGCCGGCCGGCAGCCCCUGGGAGCCGGCCGCCGGCGGGGGGGAAGCGCCGGCCGUGGGCAGCCACACCACCCCGGAGAACCUGUACCUGAGCGGCAUGGAGCUGUUUGAGGAGGCUCUGCGCCGGUGGGAGGAGGCGCUGUUGUGCCGCAACCGCAGGGAGCCCGUGGAGGAGCCGUGCUCCGACCCGGAGGUGAUCCGCGUCGCCGCCGGAGACGCCAUCGCCGAGGAGAGCACCGAGGACGUGAUGGACGGGGAGUUUGUAAACAAGCUGGAGACGCUGCUGACGCGCGCGUACCGCCUGCAGGAGGAGUUCGAGUGCACCAUGUCGUCCGCCACGCAGACCCCGACGCGCGACCUCGAGGGCGACAUGUCCCUGGCGGACCACUCGGGGCGGCUCUUUGGGCUCGACACCCUGAGCCUGUCGUCCGGAGAGUCCUUCGUCUCGGCGGCAGAGUUGGUGGAGGAGCUGGGCGUGGAGGCCCAGCGGGGGGCGCGGGGUCGCCUGGCGCUCUACGAGGAGGCGGCGCGGCUCGUCAGGGGCGGCCACGUCACCUGCCGCAGUCUGAGGACGGAGAUGCUGGACUGUUACAGCGACAUGGACUACCUGGCUAAACUUCACUGCGUGCGGCAAGCCUUCCAGCUGCUGCUGGAGGAGGAGCUCAACAAGAAGAUGUUCUCCAACAUGGGGCGGCUGAUCAUCGCCGGGCUGCUAGUCAAGGCUGGCAAGGAUCCCAAGGGCUUUGUGGAGUCCUACGAGGAGAUGCUGCGCUACUCAGAGGAGGCCGAGCACUGGGCCACAACGCAGGCCGAGCUCGAGGGACGUGGGGUGCGCUGCAUGAACUUCUUCGACAUCGUGCUGGACUUCAUCCUGAUGGACGCUUUCGAGGACCUGGAGAGCCCACCGUCCACCGUGCUGGCCGUCGUGCACAACCGCUGGCUGUCCGACGGCUUCAAGGAGACGGCGCUGGCCACUGCCUGCUGGUCGGUGCUCAAGGCCAAGCGGAGGCUGCUGCAGGUCCCGGACGGAUUCAUCUCGCGUUUCUACGCCAUCUCUGAGCACGUGAGCCCCGUGCUGGCCUGGGGCUUCCUGGGGUGCACGCAGCCACUCCGCGACCUCUGCAGCUUCUUCAAGGAGCAGGUGGUGUCGCUGCUGCGCGACGUCUUCGACGCGGAGAAGGUUCGCUACUCGCGCCUCGAGCACCUCGCCGACGACAUCAUCUGCCUCUUCCGCCGCCGCUCGCAGAUCCUGUGCGCGUACCUCGAGGUGCCGGAGGCCGCGGUGGGCCCCGGCGAGCUCGACGCCGCCGCCGCCGCCCCAGAGGCCGGCGGCGCGACGGAGGCCACGGUUCGGGCCAACGGCUCGGUGCGGCCGGGUGGCGCGAUGCAGGGCCGCGGGGACGGGGAGCUCGCCAACGGCCUGACGUGGGGCGACUGAGACGACGACGGCGACGAUUGUGAAGGUGGCGGCGGCGUCGUGGCGGCGACACUUGCGCCUAACGGCAAGGAGCUGGGCUCGAUUCCCCGACGAGGGCGCCUCUCUGUGCGGAGUUUGUGUGUGCUCUCUCUCUCUCUCCCCCUGUUCUGAAUGGGUUUCCUCCGAGUUCUCCGGGUUUCCUCCCAUGCUGAAAUAACCCACACUCACAAUGUAACCGCUAUUCACCGAAACAUCCCACUGCUGAGAACUCACGUUGCGAAUUACUCGAUUGGUAUCUCAGCAGCAGCAGCAGCAACGACGCCCCCUGCCCAUGAGUCUUCAGACUCUGCUGGGUAAUCGAGCGUAAGGAAGAAGAUGGCAACGACGAUGAUGACGACGAUUAAGAUCCAGGGCUUAAUAAACUCAGCCGUGUCUGUCUGUGUGGGCGAGCCCACAAUAGAAUUCACACUCCGUCAAGCACCGCUCCUCUCGCUCGCUCCCCGCCGGCUACGGGUCGCGUGCCACUUAUUCCGCUAGAAGAUGCCAGCGACGAGCCCUGAUGGAGCGGGAUGGUGGGAUCGGGGGGGGGGGGCGUGGACAGCGUUACAACUGCCCGUCUUGGUAUUCCCCGGCACUGAUUGUUGGCGUGCCGGGACGGGUACUCGUUUAAGAUCGGCCUACGACAGGCGCAGGAUAUUUUUUAACGCUCGCCGCGUGUAACCGGGAGUCGAACCUCGACUUCCGGGGUCAGAGUUCAGCGUGCGACGGCUACAUCGCCCGCGACCCACUGCUGCGGGGACGUGUCACACACGCGAAACGCGGCACAAGUUCAAACCCAGAACGCGCACGUCGGCAGCAGUCAUCGGCCCCCAAUGCCAGACUAAUGUCCGCCUGCAAGGCCAGGUGCUGAGUCACCUUGUGCUGCACAGGGGCAGCUGCCACUGAGGGUGCCCUUUUGCGAUGUAAGUUGGGGCAAAGGGUGUUCUAUCAAAAAGAAAUGAUUAUUGAGAGCGAAAUGAUUGAAAAGUCACCGAACUUUCGAUCGCACGUGUGUGUGGUUGACUUCUCGUGGAGCACAGAGGGGCGUGAUGAAGCUGGCACUACACGCAUCGACGCGCGUACGUCACAGAACGGAUGUUUAUUAUUUGCGAAUGUUAUAUUUAAUAGGGGGCGCUACGCUCACCCUAAUAUUUAUCUGCAGAAGCCGUAGAAUCGGUUCUUCACUUGAAUCGUGACCAUAAUUGCCGACUGAGGCUGUGGAAUCACGAAGCCUCUGUUAAACGUGCACCCGACCCACCCACCCACCCUUGACCGCAUUCCGGCCGCCCGAGUUCUCGUCCACUGCAGCCAGGACGAGAGUCCCCCGGUGGGUCUGCCAUGGCCCUGCUGCCCCGCUGCUCCCACCCCCACCGAGGCGUUUGCAAACAUCUGGGUUUUGUCGCCGGUUGAAUUUUUUUUUCUGACCUCUCGCUUGACUUCUUGAUCGGGGCACAGGGACGGGUGCGCGAUUGCCUGGGCGGUGGGAGGGGUUGGCAAAGAGAGAGAUGGGCAGCAUUUAAAUGUCAUGUAAUUCUAAUUUUAAUUACAUGUAAUUUUAAUUACCUGUAAUUUACAUCGCGGGGGAGUGGUGGCUCUGCACGUGGCUGCUGUGAUCCAGCGCUGUGUGGAGGCAGUGGCGAGGGUUGGUGGAUCGCUCACAGGCAGAGCCCUGGGUCGCCCAGUUUCCUCCCACGUGAAUAAUAAUCACGACUCAUCGUUAACUCAUCAAUAAUAAUAAUCAUGACUCAUCGUGAUUGGCUGAAAACAUCUUGCAAAUAAAAACCCAACGUAGCAUCGGGACCCUCCUGAAAAAUAGUCCUACGGCUCGGUCUGUCUCUCCUGGAUGCAUAGAUAUUGUUACGUAAUGAAUUUACAUAGCAGUAUAAAUAUGCAAUUUCAUUACGUUUGUAAUUGUUAUCUAAAUCGCACACCUAAAAUUAAUCCGUGUUUAGUAUCUAAAUUCCGGGAGACUGUGUCGAUCGGUGUGGCUGUGGCCACGUUACAUUAGCCCAGUGGGUUGUCAUGAGAGCGUUUGCCCCAUCGAUGUCUGCAGCGGAGGCAGCGAGUGGUCAAGUUGCCGGGCCUCGUAAACUCUAAAACGAUCAACUAUAUUUUAUUAAAUCAGGUAAGGCCCACUGAGCUACGUAGCUCUCUUUCAGAAGCGACCUGGCGAUCACAAAUGAUAGCUCAACAAAGUGGCUCAUCAUCAUCACGUGGACAUUCAUAGCAGUAGCCAAAUACUCUGAACGCGUGGUGACGUUGAUUCUAAAUGUGGAGGGGAAAACCCGGAGGACCCGGAGAAAAAUCCACGCGACCACGGGAAGAGAGACACGCAAGGUGUAGGCGCCAGGGUCGGGAUCGAACCCACGACCUGUAAACCAGGCGAGGUCGUUAACAUCUCGUGGUGGAGUGGACGUGCCUUUGUGAAAGUGGGCCAGAGGGAGGGGCUGCCUUCUCGAGUGGGACACGUGGAGAAACCGUGUCGGUGGGGUCACGGCGCUACGUGCGUCCUGGUUCGUCUUGUGAUUGAGUGGCCGUCUUGUGAGUGCGUGGCCGUUAAGAAAGCUGCUAAUUGUUUUGUGAUCAAAACCCUGGACGACGAUGCGUUCCACGCAGAAUGAUUGUAUCGCACGCAUCCGCACCGUGAAGACGUGAUUAGAAACAUGUAAUAGUGUAACCACGGUUACUGGGCACAGGCCCAACACGUCAAGCGGUCGGCAACAAACAGCACUACUGAAGGUGUAAUAUACGAGUUGGUGCAGCGCAGUGCGAGGAAGUGGAAAUAGACGUCUCUUGUCCUGUGGUGUGGUGUGUGAGUGGGUGAGUGGGCGAGCGAGCGAGUGGAUGGUUGAGUGAGUGAGUGUGUUGUGACCUGCAGUGGGAUGGUGGUGGUGAUGGUUGAACACUGUGGUGGCUGAAACCAAUGAGUCGGUGUCCGGUGUAGAACAAGUCCUCGAAGUGGGUGGAUAAAUUAACGAGCGAAGUUCACGCGGGCUGUAACCAUGGCGGUAGCGGAGCGAUUAAACAAAAUAAACUUUAAACUUGAACGUGACGACGAGGGCGUCUGAGCGCUGCAUCACCGAUCCAACCGGCGAGAAAUCCCCGACCCGGGUUCCAGGUUCCCCGGCCUCCCGACCUUCGCCGCGGCCUUCCCCCAAGACGCCGACCCCGCGAGCGGUGACCACGGCGAGCCAGACCGCCCGCCGAGACGGCCGUGGCGGCCGUGGCGGCGAGGGCUCGAGUCCCCGCGAGCUGCCUAGACGCGUGGGGCAUUCCGCGACCGACGUUACGUUUGGGUCGGGUCGCGUGAGUAGAAUGCCGCCGUGCGUGUCGUCGUCUGUAACCCAGUGCCGUGGGGGCAACGGCGAGGGUUAGUGGAUCGCCGCACGCGGAUGGGGUGCGGGAACUCUCCUCCACCUCGCGCAUGGUCACCGCCACCGCCCGGCUUGGCUGUCGGCGGAACACCACGCGGCAUGCGCCGAUCUGUGGCCGCGACCGGUGGAUGAGGGGUUGGGGGGAUAGUGGAGAUGAGCGAGACCGUGAUUAGAGGCUGCCACCCGCUCUCGACCGCCCCGCCGCGAAGCGCAGGGGAGGAGAGGUCUGACGAGCAGGACAUUUCAGGCCUGCACAUCUAUCUCCGUUCUGUGGCUCCGCAUAGCCGGGCGGUGGUGGUGGUGGCGGCUAUGCUGCUGCUGCUGCUCCACGUGGCUGCCUGAGACCCAACACUGUGUAGGCACCAGCCAGGGUUGGUAGAUCACACAAAGAUGUCGUGACACUCCCUUCCCGUGAGCGUCGCCAGGAGAAGGCAGUACAGCAAGUAGACUAACCACCAUCUGUACGGGGAUAGAGUUGUACCCCCUCACGCAAGGCGUGGAGUUUCUCCGGGUGCUCCGGUUUCCUAUCCGCGUGAAUAAUAAUAAACACCGCUCGUCAUAAAUUAUAUUAUAUUUAAAUAUCUUACAAAUAAAAGCCCAAUGUGGCGAGGUCUGUGUUACACCUCGCGAUGUGCUCCCGAUUUUAGGAUAAAAAAAUAAAAAAGAAUUACUAAACCUCGGGCCGAGGUACCGAGGCUCGGAUCUGGUUCGGGCUCGGAUUUGGCUCGGAUCUGGCUCUGGCUGGGAUCUUGCUCGGGCUCGGAUUUGGCUCGGAUCUGGUUCGGGCUCGGAUCUGGCUCAGAUUUGGCUCGGAUCUGGCUCUAGCUGGGAUCUUGCUCGGGCUCGGAUCUGGUUCGGUCUCGGAUCUGGCUCGGAUCUGGCUCGGGCUCGGAUCUGGCUCUGGCUGGGAUCUUGCUCGGGCUCGGAUCUGGCUCGGGCUCGGAUCUGGCUCGGAUCUGGCUCGGGCUCGGAUCUGGCUCUCGCUGGGAUCUUGCUCGGGCUCGGAUCUGGCUCGGAUCUGGCUCGGGCUGGGAUCUGGUAGGGCAGGAUGAGCGACCGGCUCAACGCGCACGCUCGCACCUCGGGUAAUUCGAUCCAAAUAAACAGCCAGGCCAAGGGCAUCUGCCUCAUCGCCUCGGCCACUCAAUCUGUGGUAGCACCCUCCCGAAAAAGAGUAUUGAGUGAGACUGUUACGGGUAAAUUGAUUAAAUAGCCGAUGUGUCGUAGGCAAUAUGAUCUUACAGACACGUUGAGAUGUCAACAAUUUGAGCGUCUACGUGAAUUCUAAUUGGGUCCCUUUCUCUCUCGGCAUUAAUCCCCGACACUCACGCGCGAGUGGAAAUUCACGGUGCGCGCGCGAGAUAGCGAGAGAUCGAGAGAGAGAUAGAGAGAUCGAGAGAGAUCUAGAGAGAGAGAUCGAGAGAGAGAGAUCGCAUCGCACGUUUGCCGGUCCGGCUCUUGCCUCCCGCUCUGGGCGAUCGAGUGGCAUCGGUACCAACGGGCGGGACGCCGCCUGGGAGCUCUGUCCUGCCGAGACGAUGACGAAUGCGGCGCUUUGCUAAUUGCGUUGGAGCCUCAGUCCCUCGAUGUUGUUACCCUCGCUGAAAGUGCCGGAUGAAGCGCGUGCGGAGCCUGCAGCAUAUGUUUAUAAAG